AUGCUGGGUUUUAUAGACGUUUCAUCAAAGAUUUUUCAAAAUUUCCAUGCCCUAACCAACCUGUUGAUCAAAGAUGCUAAAUUCUGUUUUGAUGAUGACUGUAAUGAAGCAUUUAAGAAGAUCAAAAAUGCUCUCAUCUCAGCUCCUAUAAUUCAGGCCCCGAAUUGGGAGCUCCCAUUUGAAAUUAUGUGCGAUGCCAGUGACUUUGUAGUGGGCGCAGUUCUAGGGCAAAGGAAAGACAAAGUUCUGCAUACAAUCCACUAUGCAAGCAAGACAUUGGAUGUGGCCCAAAUGAAUUAUUAUACCACUAAAAAGGAAUUGUUAGCCAUAGUGUUUGCAAUCGACAAGUUCAGGUCCUAUCUAGUGGGUUUAAAGGUGAUAGUGUAUUCGGAUCAUGUUGCCAUAAGAUAUUUGCCUAAUAAGAAAGACGCCAAACCUCAUUUGAUCAGGUGGAUCUUGCUCCUCCAGGAGUUCAAUCUAGAAAUCAGGGAUAAGAAAGGAGCAGAAAAUGUUGUGGUUGAUCAUCUAUACCGAGUGUGGCCAAACGAGCAAAGAAAUGUAGAUUUUGAUCUGCUUAUAAACGAUGUUUUCCCUGAUGAGCAUCUGCUGGCGAUAAAUUUCGAAGGAAUUCCUUGGUACGUAGAUUUUGUAAACUAUCUUGCAAGUAGAGUACUUCCCCCAAAUCUCACUUGGCAACAGAAGAAGAAAUUUUUCUCAGAUAUCAAACAUUAUAUAUGGGACGAACCUCUGCUUUUUAAGAGAUGCGGAGACACAAUCUACCGAAGGUGUGUACCGGAAGAUGAGGUCAAGGACAUUCUGUUUUACUAUCAUGCAUCCCCUUAUAGUGGGCACUUGGGAGUAUCGAAAACAGUAGCAAAGAUAUUACAAGUAGGAUUUUUUUGGCCAAAUCUAUUUAAAGACACAAAAAAUUUUGUGCAGACCUGCGACCAAUCUCAAAAGACUGGAAACAUUUCUAGAAGAAAUGAAAUGCCACUGAACUGCAUCCUCGAAGUGGAAUUAUUUGAUGUAUGGGGGAUAGAUUUCAUGGGACCCCUUCCAUCAUCGUAUGGAAACAAUUAUAUUCUAGUGGCAGUAGAUUAUGUAUCUAAAUGGGUGGAAGCUAUAGCUUCUCCUACCAGUGAUGCCAGAACGGUAAUUAAACUUUUUAAAAAGGUAAUUUUCCCACGAUUUAGUGUGCCUAAGGCAGUCAUUAGCGAUGGGGGCUCGCAUUUCAUAGAAAAGAAGUUUGAGAAUUUGUUAAAGAAAUAUGGAGUCAAUCACAAAGUUGUGACACCCUACCAUCUCCAAACCAAUGGACAGGCUGAGAUUUCCAACCGAGAGAUCAAGGCAAUAUUAGAGAAGACGGUGUUUAGUUCUCGCAAAUAUUGGUCAUUGAAACUGGAUGACGCUUUAUGGGCAUACCGUACUACAUUCAAAACUCCAAUUAGUAUGACCCCAUUCAGAUUGGUGUAUGGGAAGCCGUGUCAUCUUCCAGUAGAGUUAUAA
Messenger RNA from Zingiber officinale, 1506 nucleotides. RefSeq lists its product as uncharacterized. The record is from RefSeq and is a predicted model, not a curated record. Gene Ontology annotation, biological process: DNA integration. The transcript has a single exon. Gene Ontology annotation, molecular function: nucleic acid binding. Lineage: Eukaryota; Viridiplantae; Streptophyta; Magnoliopsida; Zingiberales; Zingiberaceae. The coding region runs from base 1 to 1506 and encodes 501 amino acids.